AUGGGAAGUGCUGAUGGAAGCUAUGGCGCUUACACCUAUGAGGCCCUUGAGAGGGAGCCUUACUGGCCAUCUGAAAAGCUCAAAAUUUCCAUUACUGGGGCAGGUGGUUUUAUUGCCUCCCACAUCGCUCGCCGUUUGAAGUCUGAGGGUCAUUAUAUUAUUGCUUCUGACUGGAAGAAGAAUGAGCACAUGACAGAAGACAUGUUCUGUCAUGAAUUCCAUCUCGUUGAUCUUAGGGUCAUGGAUAAUUGCUUGAAGGUUACAAAAGGAGUAGACCAUGUUUUCAACCUCGCUGCUGAUAUGGGCGGGAUGGGCUUCAUUCAGUCCAACCACUCUGUCAUUAUGUAUAAUAACACAAUGAUCAGCUUCAACAUGCUUGAAGCCUCCAGGAUCAAUAGAGUUAAGAGGUUGUUCUAUGCCUCUAGUGCUUGUAUUUACCCUGAAUUUAAGCAGCUGGAGACUAAUGUGAGCCUGAAGGAAUCUGAUGCCUGGCCCGCAGAGCCUCAAGACGCUUAUGGCUUGGAGAAGCUUGCAACGGAAGAGUUGUGCAAGCAUUACACCAAAGACUUUGGAAUUGAAUGCCGUGUUGGAAGAUUCCAUAACAUUUAUGGUCCUUUUGGAACAUGGAAAGGUGGCAGGGAGAAGGCACCUGCUGCUUUCUGCAGAAAGGCUAUCACUUCUACUGAUAAAUUCGAGAUGUGGGGAGAUGGACUUCAAACUCGAUCCUUCACAUUCAUUGAUGAAUGUGUGGAAGGUGUGCUUAGAUUGACGAAGUCUGACUUCCGUGAACCUGUGAACAUUGGAAGCGAUGAGAUGGUUAGCAUGAAUGAGAUGGCUGAGAUUGUCCUCAGCUUUGAUAACAAGAAUCUCCCUAUUCACCACAUUCCUGGCCCAGAAGGUGUGCGUGGACGUAACUCCGACAACACACUAAUCAAAGAGAAGCUUGGUUGGGCUCCUACCAUGAAGCUGAAGGAUGGGCUGAGAAUUACAUACUUUUGGAUUAAGGAACAGAUUGAGAAAGAGCAGUCCCGAGGAAUUGACUUGUCUAUUUAUGGUUCUUCUAAAGUGGUGGGAACUCAAGCACCCGUUCAAUUGGGCUCACUUCGUGCAGCCGAUGGUAAAGAGUGA
This is a messenger RNA of Dovyalis caffra, 1128 nucleotides long. Lineage: Eukaryota; Viridiplantae; Streptophyta; Magnoliopsida; Malpighiales; Salicaceae. The record is from the annotation of a GenBank genome assembly.